Molecule: messenger RNA, 1955 nt
Organism: Cuscuta europaea
Lineage: Eukaryota; Viridiplantae; Streptophyta; Magnoliopsida; Solanales; Convolvulaceae
Source: the annotation of a GenBank genome assembly
AAGUAUAAGGUUAUCAAACGGACUCUAUGGUAUAAAGUUAUAGGCCCUAAGUGUUUGAUCCGGUCCAAUUAGAAAAUCACUUGCCCAAGAUCCGGAAUUAACCUAAUAACCGAUCGUCGUGUACCAAUUCAUCCGAUCCGGCAUCUCCGUUUCCAGCUCCUCUUCCCCAACGCACGCCGUCUACACCACGCACGCUGUUCGUCUAGUAUCUCGAGCUUGACUACAAGUAUAAAAAUGCAAAUGGAAAGUGCUUUGUCCGUCAUUGGUCCAAGGCCAUCUGAACUGUCAAAUCCUUUCGGUGGAUUCCAAGCCCCAGGACCAAAUGGAAAACAGAGAACCUCAAGCCUGGAAUCUCCAAUCAUGUUGCUGACUGGACAUCAAAGUGCUGUAUAUUCAAUGAAGUUCAAUCCUUCAGGAACUAUAAUUGCAUCUGGUUCGCAUGACAAGGAAAUCUUUCUAUGGAAUGUAUAUGGCGACUGCAAAAACUUCAUGGUCUUAAAAGGGCACAAAAAUGCUGUUCUGGAUGUCCAGUGGAUGACCGAUGGGUCAGUCAUAAUAUCAGCCAGCCCUGACAAGACACUUAGAGCUUGGGAUGUUGAAACUGGAAAACAGAUAAAGAAAAUGGUUGAGCAUUCAUCUUUUAUCAACUCAUGCUGUCCUGCCCGAAGGGGCCCACCACUCAUUGUGAGUGGAUCGGAUGACGGGACUGCCAAACUUUGGGAUAUGCGCCAAAGAGGAGCAAUUCAAACGUUUCCAGACAAAUAUCAAAUAACCGCGGUUAGCUUCUCUGAUGCAUCUGACAAAAUAUACACAGGUGGGAUUGAUAACGAAGUGAAGGUGUGGGAUAUCCGUAGAAGUGAGGUCACUAUGACCCUCCAAGGACAUCAUGACACUAUAACUGGUAUGUCACUGAGUCCAGACGGGUCUUAUCUGUUGACCAAUUCCACGGACUGCAGUCUUCGUAUUUGGGACAUGCGUCCAUAUGCCCCACAAAAUCGGUGCGUUAAGAUCCUGGAAGGACACCAACACAAUUUUGAAAAGAACUUGUUGAAAUGUGGUUGGUCUCCUGAUGGGAGCAGGGUAACAGCUGGCAGCUCUGACCGCAUGGUUUACAUAUGGGAUACGACUUCCCGGCGGAUUUUGUAUAAACUUCCUGGACACACUGGGGCUGUGAAUGAAUGUGUCUUUCAUCCGUAUGAACCUAUUAUUGGUUCCUGUAGUAGUGAUAAACAAAUCUAUCUCGGUGAAAUUUGAGUAUUCCAGAGGUGUCCUUGAAACUCAGGUACAAAUCUAGAAUUAAGACUGAAGUUCUUUUUCCGUAGCUGGAUGUAACAUUUCUGACAAAAGCAUGGUUUUAUCUGACCAUGAACAAAGGGUUUGUUCAACUUUGAUAUGUUCUAAAAAGAAGAUUUCUCCAUUAGAUGUUGGUUUUCCGAUAUAUGUUUGGUGUCUGUAUUUUAUCUGUUGAGCGUUGUACAUUAGAAACACUGUGUCGUCAAUUUGUCAUGUAUAACAUAUCUUAUGUUAUCUCUAGUGGAAGUGAAGUAUCACUCGAUGAGAGGAGGCUUUUGGGAAUGAACACAUUUUGUGGUGCCAGGUCAAUUGACAACAUAUAAAGAAGCUCAGAUCCUAUUUCUUUUCAUAUUCAAGUGGAAUGUGGGGUUGGAGGACUUGAUAAAGCACACUUGUCAUAAACAAUAUUUGUUCCUAUGUGCCCCCCAACAAUUCAUCUCAGGAACAGAUGAGAGGUUCUUACUGUAUGCGGCAAAAGGACAAAUCAAGCGGGUUACACUGAUAACUCCAAUUAUAAACAAUAGAGCAGUUUUCGACAUAGCCUCUAUAUAGAUAUCCAGAAACUUCAUCACAAUCACGAAUUUAUAGUUUGGAACUUGGUGCAUGGACAUCUUUUUUGUCAAAGAAUUUAAAACAAAAUUCGUUUGGCCGUUGAAAGAAAA